AUGGCUCCCAAGGCGAAACCCAAACCCUCGGCCACGCCGGCCGUCUCUAUUGAAGAUCUUUUCACAACUCUCGAUCGACAUAUACAAAGGUCAGAGUACGAGCAGGCCGUCAAAGUUGCAGAUCAAGUUCUAUCUGUUGCUCCUGGUGACGAAGAUGCAAUUCGGUGUAAGAUCGUGUCCUUAAUUAAGGCUGAUAACAUCGAUGGUGCUCUUUCUACUAUUGUUGCCUGCUCGAAGAAGUUUCCUUUCGAUUUCGAUUUCUUCAAGGCAUACUGCCUGUACAGACAAAAUAAGUUAGAUGAUGCGAUGGAAGCCUUGAAGGGCCUAGAAAAAGACUCUGCAGCAAUGUUGUUAGAAUCACAGAUUCUAUUUCGGCAAGGAAAGAUGGAUGCUUCUGUGGAUAUAUAUCAAAAGCUCCAGAAGUCAAAAAUAGAGUCACUGGAGAUAAAUCUUGUUGCUGGUUUGGUUUCAGCUGGGAGGGCUUCUGAAGUUCAAGGAAUGAUGGAUGCCAUGCGAGUUAAAGCAACCAGCACCUUUGAGUUGGCAUAUAAUGCUGCAUGUGCGUUGGUUGAAAGGAACAAGUACUCAGAUGCCGAGCAACUCCUACUUUCAGCUAGAAGAAUCGGUCAGGAGACAUUGAUGGAUGAGAAUUUAGCUGAUGACGAGAUAGAGAUCGAAUUGGCACCCAUAGCUGUGCAGUUGGCCUAUGUACAGCAGCUGUUUGGAAACAAACAAGAAGCCAUUGCAUCUUACACAGACCUUAUCAAGCGGAAUCUGCCUGAUGAAUCAUCAAAUGCAGUAGCAAUAAACAAUUUAAUAGCAUUGAAGGGUCCUAAAGAUAUAUCUGAUGGAUUAAGGAAGCUUGAUCGUUUAAUAGAAAAAAGCACUGGAGAUCCGAGCUUCCAGCUUGUCCCUGGACUAGAGUUGAAGCUUUCACCAAAACAGAAGGAAGCAAUCUACAUUAACCGAAUGCUGUUGCUACUUCAUUCUAACAAGAUAGAUCAGGCUCGAGUACUUGCCGAUGCCUUGCCACAGAUGUUUCCUAACAGUGUGACACCGAUACUGCUUCAAGCUGCUGUCUUUGUGAGAGAGAACAAGGCUGGAAAAGCUGAAGAAAUGUUAGGGAAGUAUGCAGAAAAGUUACCCGCCGACAAAUCAAAGAUGGUUCUGCUGGCUAGGGCACAGAUUGCAGCAGCUGCAGGGCAUCCUCAAAUUGCAUCAGAAUCUCUAUCAAAGAUAUCUGAUAUUCAACACAUGCCUGCUACUGUAGCUACUCUUGUCUCUCUCAAAGAACGUGCUGGAGAUAUUGAUGGUGCCAGUGUUGUGCUUGAUUCUGCCGUCAAGUUUUGGUCAAAUGCAAUGACUGAAGAGAGUAAGCUGAGUGUUAUCAUGCAAGAGGCAGCAGCUUUCAAGCUCAAGCACGGGCAGAAGGAGGAAGCUUCAAAACUUUUUGAGGAACUUGUAAAAAGCCAUAAUAGUAUUGAGGCCUUAGUAGGGUUGAUACAAACCGCUGCUUAUACAGAUGUCGAAAAGGCAGAAACUUAUGAGAAACAACUGAAACCACUUCCUGGCUUGAAGUAUGUGGAUGUGAAUGCUUUGGAGAAAACUUCUGGUGCAAAGCACGUUGAAAACGGGCCUCACUUGGGGAAUACUGAACCUCAUGAAACAAAAAGCAAGGAAAAAGCAAAGAAGAAAAGGAAGAGAAAGCCGAGGUACCCAAAAGGGUUUGACCCUGCUAAUCCUGGUCCACCACCAGAUCCAGAGCGAUGGUUACCUAAAAGAGAGAGAUCAAGCUUCAGGCCAAAGAGGAAAGAUAAGAGAGCGGCUCAGAUAAGAGGUUCUCAGGGUGCAGUGGCUAAAGAAGCUGCCAAUACUGGAAACACAAAAUCAAGCCAACCAUCAAAUGCAAAAGGAUCUUCCAGCAGUGCAGCUUCUGCACAACCCAAGCCUUCUUCAAAGUCCUCUAGGAAGAAAUCCAGAAAUUAAAAGUGUACGUGCCUUUGUCCUUCGAUUACAUUUUCUGUGUUAAUUGGUUACGUGUUGAAAUUUUGUACUAUUCUGACCAAAGGGAGGCAGUUCAACUUAUUGCGUAGAUGUGUUUAAAUCGUUUUAUGGUGGCCUUUUUAGUCAUCGAUGAGUUAAGGUCAGGACGUAUUAUAUUGGUUAAUGACUAAUGCAUUACUGUUCCAUUGCA
This is a messenger RNA of Cynara cardunculus var. scolymus (artichoke), 2194 nucleotides long. Its product is annotated as signal recognition particle subunit SRP72. The transcript is spliced from 6 exons. NCBI's taxonomy places the organism in Eukaryota, Viridiplantae, Streptophyta, Magnoliopsida, Asterales, Asteraceae. Gene Ontology annotation, cellular component: signal recognition particle, endoplasmic reticulum targeting. Gene Ontology annotation, biological process: SRP-dependent cotranslational protein targeting to membrane. The record is from RefSeq and is a predicted model, not a curated record. Gene Ontology annotation, molecular function: protein binding; ribosome binding; 7S RNA binding. The coding region runs from base 1 to 1986 and encodes 661 amino acids.